Molecule: messenger RNA, 651 nt
Organism: Pyricularia grisea
Lineage: Eukaryota; Fungi; Ascomycota; Sordariomycetes; Magnaporthales; Pyriculariaceae
Exons: 7
Coding region: 361-651 (96 amino acids)
Source: RefSeq, a predicted model, not a curated record
CCAAAGUCCUGCAAAGUUUUCAUACGACUUUCAGAUGGACGUUGGGCACCGUCGCACCUGGACCUGAAAUCAAUAUAUUUUCAUAUCACGGUCGCAAUUCGUAAUCCUCCCGUAGUCAUGUUGCUAUGACACCAACGCCACAGCUCCAGGAAUUUUCACGUUCCUGCAGCUGGCUCAUCAAUGUAGAGUAUGCACCCUCCUCUCAACAAAUACCCGAACCCGUCGACUCCCUUGCAUGAUGUAACGGCACUGGGCUCCGAUAUCAAAUGAGCAGACAUGCCACUUCUGCGACAGGCCUAGAAAACCUCGUCCACUGAACAGCAAUCGCACAUUCAACAUUUUGCACCGUCAACAGGGAGUAUGCUCAUACUGACUAUGAGACCUCUAGCUGCAGAAGCUUCAACUGCUUGCUUACCUCUAAUCGUAAAUAAACAGGUGUACUCAGACUACAGUAUAUUCCCUACUGGCAAAGGUUCGCUCUGUAAUGAUUUGGAUUGUAGUUCUGGCUUCCCACUUGACCGUUAUCAAGUUGUGCCCGCGCAGCUUAGUAUCAUAAUUUUGGCUUCAUAUUAUUUUGUGAGAUAUCUGGCCGAUCUACUGACCGAGCAGCAAAGUAGCUAUUCAAUAUACACGAAUGAGUACACACAUUAG